Molecule: messenger RNA, 276 nt
Organism: Sclerotinia sclerotiorum 1980 UF-70
Lineage: Eukaryota; Fungi; Ascomycota; Leotiomycetes; Helotiales; Sclerotiniaceae
Exons: 2
Coding region: 1-276 (91 amino acids)
Source: RefSeq, a predicted model, not a curated record
AUGCACCCAUCUCGUGUCACUCACUCAUCUCUCUCGCAUAUCAAUGUAAAGGAUUCACAUUGUGUGAUAGGAAGGAAUCCCAUGGCUGAGCAAGAUUUGGGUUGCAAAGCACCUUUUUUCCUUUUUCUUAUUCUUCCUACUGGACUCUGGAGUGGGCGAAUUAUUGCAUUGCAUCAUGUCUUUCUGCAUAAAAGCGUCACGCUCAUCAUCUUCGGAGCAGGAGAAAAGGGAAAAUUGAGAUGGCUGGUACCAAAAUUGAGUUUCAUUGAGAUCUGA